Actinia tenebrosa (Australian red waratah sea anemone) is the source of this 1800-nucleotide messenger RNA. RefSeq lists its product as uncharacterized. The record is from RefSeq and is a predicted model, not a curated record. Lineage: Eukaryota; Metazoa; Cnidaria; Anthozoa; Actiniaria; Actiniidae.
UUCACCUGGAACAGUGGCUCAGUGGAUAAAUUGUUAUCGUUCAAGAUACUGAGUCAAGCUCGGCUGAGGAGGGUUAGCACUUGGAUGGGUGACCUAAACGUGAUACCUACUUACGCUUUUGCUCCUUUUUUUUCGUUUUUCUUUUUUGAAUAGGAGAGGACGAAGAAAAAGAAACCUACAACUACAAAAGCAGGACAUUGACAUUUUACUUUUUUUCAGUUAGACUUAUAUAUACUAUAAAGCUACAUGACAUCAUUACAUCCGGGUGUCUACAUACCCAGGUGACGGGCAGUGAUCGAUGUCUAUAACUACGUGUCCGCUGGCCAGAGUUUGGUUAAAAAUGCCUGAUUGUUGCUCAGUUUAUGGCUGUACAAAUCGCUCAAACAGAGAAAAAGACAAGAGAUAUUUUAGAGUACCCAAGAUUAUUCUACACAAGGGCGAAAGGAGUCUUGAAAUUUCUAAAAAACGUCGUGAAAAAUGGAUCGAAAAUCUGUCAAUACUAGCAAAGAAGAUUGAGUCUCCCCAUGCUCGAGUUUGCAGCGAUCACUUUGCAAAAGGACGUCCAAGCAGCUUGUAUGAUAUAGAAGAUGUUGAUUGGGCUCCCACAUUAAACCUUGGCUAUCACGAAGUAAAACUGAAAAGAAAUUUGUACUUAAAGAGACUGGAGACUUCGAAAUUUUACGAGUCAAAGCGCCGUAGCCUAGAAAGUAUUGUUCGCAGGCUAAAGAGACGGCAUGUAUAUACUACAACAGCUGAUAAACAACCCGAAACAUCGCAAGAACUAAAAGAAGAAAACAAUAAAACCAUGACAACAAAAUACCCAUCCAUGCCAGACUCAAUAUAUUUACACGUUUCAACACUUAAUUUAAACUUUUGAUUAAUUAGCAUCCUUGAUGAAGAAUCAAAAGCAAUAGUAUGUCAUAUGACUAUGCAAGGUUUGACCAUGAGCCUUUUUCACGCGGCAGCCAUGUUGGUUUGAAUAAUAGAUUCCUCCACGCGCAGCCUCCCAUUGAAGUGCUUUAAAAAAAGUUAUGAAAGUUAAACAUCGAUUUUUAUUCUCAUUAGUAAUAAACAUGGCCACCGUGCGAUAAAGGUCAUAAUCAAGGCUUGUCGAUGGCCUUGCACUUGGUUAUUACCUCUGAGGUUCAAUUCCCAGCUGCCCCAUGUGAGCUGAGAGGUGUUGGUUUUCCUUCUGAUUUCAAAGUUUUUUUCAGCUUUUGUUUUUGUCUUCUUCCUUUUAAACUGGCCCUAACUAAUUCAAACUGAUUAGAGCUGGGUUCAUGCCUUGCUGUAUUGUUUUCAGCUCAAUCCUUUUGAGAUGUGCCUCUGACAUACUUGGGGUGGUUUUUUUCCCAGCAUGGUGGAAAGACUUAGUUUGGACAUUCCCAUGAUUUUAUUCUACUUCAGGGAGAUGCAUAAAUAUCAUGUUUAACAUUUAUUUAAUAUCAGAUUGGUCAAACCUUUUUACAAAAUAUGAGAGCAUUAAGUGAGAAUCUAUAUCUCAAAUAUCAUGUAUUGUUACUAUAGUAUAAGUCAAUGCACAUGCAUACUUCAAGAACUGUGGGGACUGAGGGAGCUAAGGCUUGAAAAUAUAAGAGAUUGGUAUGCAAAAUGGAAAACUAGACAGGCUAUAGUCACCCUGGCCCCUCCCUCCAUGCAGUCCCUGUCUUUACGUUGUCAACAACAGUCGCAAACCACAAUAACCUACAGUUAUUAUUAUGUCUCUAUUAUAUCUGUAUUAUUUAUUAACUCAUGUGAGAUAUUAUGAUAAAUAAAUGAAUAAAUAUUUCUUCUCAGUGA